This is a messenger RNA of Zasmidium cellare ATCC 36951, 1059 nucleotides long. RefSeq lists its product as uncharacterized. The transcript has a single exon. Bases 1 to 1059 code for a protein of 352 amino acids. The record is from RefSeq and is a predicted model, not a curated record. NCBI's taxonomy places the organism in Eukaryota, Fungi, Ascomycota, Dothideomycetes, Mycosphaerellales, Mycosphaerellaceae.
AUGUGGUCUAUACUAUCUGCCACAGUCUUCUUCGUCACCAUUCUAGCCCAGCAUCCCGCCUCAUACGCACAACAAGAACCCAUUCCCGGCCUGUACGAGCCCUACAACAAGCAACAGGGCCCCGAUCCACCUUAUCCAGGCAACCGCAAAGACCCUAUCCUACCAACCUCAAGCGACCCACCAGCGCCCGACGACGCCCUCUUCCAAAGCCUCGCCGCAGCAGAAUGGACAAUCCUCGACUUCUACAACUCUGCCCUCCGCCGCUUCAAGAGCGAGGACUUCACCGAGCUAGGGUUUCCAAAUGAUACAUUCGACCGCAUCCAAGAGAUCCGCAACAACGAAGCCGGCCACGUCCAAAUCACCCUCGACAUGAUCAGCGACGCAUCCACGAAACCCGGGCCUUGUCAAUACAACUGCAACAUCUCCACCCCAAUGGAAUUCAUCACCCGCCAAACCCUCAUCGAAGCCUCCGGUCCCGCCUUCUUACCCGGCCUGACCUCCCAAGCGAAAGAGCCUCGCAGCCAAGGCGUCAUCACCUCCCUCUCCCAAAUCGAAGUCCGCCACGGAACAUGGUCGACCAUGGCCCUCUUCAACGCAAACCCCUUCACCGGCCCCGCAGAUACGCUCUACCCCUACCCCAUGCAAAUCCUCUCCCAAGUCGCCGCCUACAUCAUCCCAGGAAGCUGCCCAAAGAACAACCCACCCUUCCCCAACCCACCCCAACGCGCCGCAACCAUGAUCUCCAACCCUCCCUUCCCACAGGCCGGCGACGAGGUCCAAUUCGUCUUCCCCGUCCCGCAACAACAACCGAAGUUCGAAGAAGGAAAGGAGUACUACGUGGUGUAUUUCCACGCGCUGGGGAAUCUUACGAGGAGGUUUGAUGUGGAGAGUGGGAAGAGUCGGAUUCCGGCGGAGUUUGAUAAGGGGAAGGGGGUGAUUAUUGCGGCGAUUGCGGAUGAGGAGGGGGCGGGGAGGGAGGAGAGUGUGGUUGCGGGGCCGUUGUUGAUGCUGCAGCAGCCGGAUUUGGGGAGGGUGGCUUCGUCUGGCGGGAAAAUGUGA